Messenger RNA from Oppia nitens, 2793 nucleotides. RefSeq names its product zinc finger protein 341-like. The transcript is spliced from 8 exons. Gene Ontology annotation, cellular component: nucleus. The record is from RefSeq and is a predicted model, not a curated record. Gene Ontology annotation, molecular function: DNA-binding transcription factor activity, RNA polymerase II-specific; RNA polymerase II transcription regulatory region sequence-specific DNA binding. Gene Ontology annotation, biological process: regulation of transcription by RNA polymerase II. Bases 76 to 2772 code for a protein of 898 amino acids. NCBI's taxonomy places the organism in Eukaryota, Metazoa, Arthropoda, Arachnida, Sarcoptiformes, Oppiidae.
CCCCUAAUAAUAUGUUUGUAUUGAAAAGUAUGUGUUUAGUGAACGUAAUUGUUGUUUAAGUAGUUUGUUAUAGUAAUGGCCACCACUUCGCAGUUGAUUUUCGACUCUUUGGGUGUUCCGACUCUUGAUAAUCAAACUGUUUUAGCGGUUCAGCAACUCUUCAAUGAUACAAAUACAUCAAACAUUACAAAUAUCGAAGAUGAUGACGAAGAGGAUGUGUUUCAAUGCGGAAAAUGUAAAAAACAGUUUUCAGCUCUUAAUUCGUUUGUUAACCACAAGAAAGAAUGCGGUCGUAAAGCAAAUAAUAGAAAUGAUAGCCAUUUGUUACAAAAUAAUUUGAAAUCGACUAAUACCUCAUCUUUAAGCUCUCAAUUAACACUUCCCACAUCACCAAUAUUACCAACUAUUGCCAGUGGAGUUAUCUUAAGUGAUUCGGAUUUAUUGUCGUUAACCACAAGUCUUGACCAUAACAUAGGAAACAUUUCUACAAUAAGUCCGUCAGCACUGGGAGACAGCUCUUUGGGAACUAAUGAUGGAAACGAUGCCUUCUCUAAUGUUUUGUCAGGAAUUAACACUAAUAAUAGUAAUAACAUUCAGACAUUGACACCGACAUCACAAACCCUUGGUUUACCCGUUUCUUUACUUAACAAUUUGGUUUCAUCACCAUUCUUGGUUCAAACGACGACAAAUUCAAAUACAUUAAACACUUCAUCAGUGACUUUGUCUUCAAAUUUUGUAGUUAACUCUAUACCCAUAACAGUGAUCGCAACUUCAACGGGCACUCCAAUAACACCGACAGUCACUCAAUCAAAAUUAACUUUCGGUCAAAUAAACAAUUUAACUAACAUUAAACCAAAGGAAUCUCUAAAUAAAACAAGUGUUCAAUUAAAGAAACAAUUGGACGCUGCUAUACAUGUGUUACCAUCAUCUGAUCUCAAAGCUUCUACACAUAAGACACGAAAAAGAGUCAUCAAAAAUGAUAUCACCGACACUUUAAACUCAGUUCAGUCUAAAAGAAAUGCUAAAUUAAAGUGUACUUUUUGUGACAGGAGUUUUAAUAAAAACUUUGAUUUACAACAACAUAUUAGAUGUCAUACCGGAGAGAAACCAUUUCAAUGCAUUGUUUGUGGCAGAGCUUUCGCUCAAAAGAGUAAUGUUAAGAAACACAUGCAAACUCAUAAGGUAUGGCCCGAUGGGUUGGCGCACACAUUACCUCCACAGUCAUCCAUUAUUUCAAAUGAUGUUCCCAAAGAAAUUGUAGAAACUAUUAUUGACGACAAACUAAUUGAUAUUAAUUCUAUAGAUAGUAGUUAUGUUUGUCCUUAUUGUGCAUAUAAUGGCAAAACUUAUUUUGAACUUAAAAGUCAUAUGAAAUCACAUAAAAGAGAAAAAGUUUACAAAUGUAUUCAGUCUUCAUGUGGUGUAAUGUUUUCAGAGUUGGAACCGUUUUUAGGUCACAUUCAGACACAUGAAACAGAAAUGACUUAUCGAUGUCAUCAAUGCAACAAAACUUUUAGUUCACUAUAUGAUCUCGGAUUACAUCAAUAUUCACACUCUCUAUAUCCCAAUCAGGGUUCACGAACGGGUCAAAGAUAUUUUCGAUGUCAAAAAUGUCUUAAUAAGUACACAACACCAGCAGCACUUGAGCACCAUUUAGCCACAUCCAGUCAUCACUAUCCCUGUCAAAACUGCAACAAAGUGUUUCCCUGCGAACGUUAUUUAAGACGCCAUUUACUAACACAUGGAUCAGGUCUUUAUAUUUGCCAAUAUUGUGAUAAAACAUUCAAAACAGCCAACUAUUUGAAAGUGCAUUUAGUCAUACAUACCGGAGAAAAGCCGUUUGCAUGCAAUCAAUGUGACGCUGCAUUCAAUCGGAGAGAUAAGCUUAAGCGCCAUAAACUGGUUCACGAUCCCAUCAAACGAUUUAAGUGUCCGUUUAAAGCACAUACCGGUUGUCCAAAAGAAUUUAAUAGACCAGACAAACUAAAGGCUCAUAUAUUAACCCAUAGCGGUAUUAAACCACAUCAGUGUAAUGUAUGUUUGCGUUCAUUUUCACGUCGAGCACAUCUACGAGAGCAUCAAAAGGCUCACGAAAGCAAUCCAAACAUCAUUAAUACUACGAAUGUCACCACCACUACUGCAACACCAACCAUAACAACUGCCACCACAACAACUAAUACAGAUCUGAAUAAAACAGAUUUUAUAACUUUGUUUGAUUGUCAAAGUUGUGGCAAUUUAUUUGCUUCAGAGCAGGAUUUGAGGCAACAUUCUUGUACAACAAAUACAACAACCAAUACAAACAUUGCUAUAAAACAUAAAAAGAUUUCUAAGACAAACAUUAAAUCACUCAAAAAAGCAACAAAUAUAAGAUCAAUAACUACGAGUGCAACUCCUGUUACUACAACGGGUAUAUUAUCAACAAAAUGUAAAACAAAGUCAUCUAAUGUUAACACAACACUUACCACUGCUGUAUUGGGCGACUCAUCUGAACAAAUGGCUUCCAAAGACUCAUCAAACAGUGAAUUCACGUUUCAUUUUCAAGACGGAUUAGUCGAUGACAACAUACCGACCGCUCACAUAGAGAUUAUUACAACACCUGUUGAUAUCGGAAGCUCUUUUCCUCCAAUUGUCACAAUUGAUGGCAUUCAAUAUCCAACGAUUCCUAUUCUAACAAAUUCUAUUGGAAGUGAUUGUGAUGACAGUGAAAACAACGACAGUAAGGAAGAAAUGUCAACCAAAGUAUUGUUGACUACAUUACCAUCUCUUAAAUAAUUAAAUAUUGAUCCCAACUCU